UUUUUCAUUGAAAGUAUUUUCCUAGUAAUAAAAACCAAUCUAAAAUUUAUUGCUGUUUCACCCUUUUCUUUCCCACAAAAAAUAUUUUUUACAACUGGUUAUAAUCUUUUAGUUACACGAAUUCUAAACCACAAAAAAAAAUUUUUUUUCUUAUUUCUCUCACAUCUUUCAUUCUUUUCUCUUUCAUAUGCACAUCGAUUUACACAAAACAACUUGCCUCAUUUUUAUUUUUUCGCAAUCUGUCAUUGCUGGUUUUUUCCAAAAAUUUUUUUUCGGGCGAGGACGUGGUCUCCUAAAUGUUUGUCAAGCUAUAGUAUUUUUGUCAGUCCUCUCAAAUUAGUU
Molecule: messenger RNA, 342 nt
Organism: Meloidogyne enterolobii
Lineage: Eukaryota; Metazoa; Nematoda; Chromadorea; Rhabditida; Meloidogynidae
Source: the annotation of a GenBank genome assembly